Messenger RNA from Oppiella nova, 3123 nucleotides. Lineage: Eukaryota; Metazoa; Arthropoda; Arachnida; Sarcoptiformes; Oppiidae. The record is from the annotation of a GenBank genome assembly.
AUGAGUCAAUACUUAUUGAGUGAUGUAUUAAGUGUUGAAGAGUUGAGUGAACAGUCGGUUCACGUGAAGACCAAACUGGAGACACAUUUGAUGGCAAACCUGAAGACUAUUCACGACAUGAAGACUGAACUCAAGAGUUUGAGAUCAAAACUACAGACAUAUGAAGAGAUUGGCAAUGAAUUGAAGACACGAUCGCCAGAAAUGAAGGAAUCAAACGAUCAAUACUUGGCUCCACUCGAAGAGGUGUUGAAACAAAUGAACAGAAUUUGCAUAAAAGAGUUGCAUUUGAAUGAAGUGUUGGACACAAGACAUGAAGACAUCAAUGAAUCCGAAAGUGUGUCUCAAAUCUAUUGCAACGACUCUUUGGACAGAUUUGGCGACGAUUUGUGCGAAGUAUUAGUGAGUUAUCUGUCACUCGAAGAGCGCAUUAGAUUUGAAUGUCUGUCCAAACGGUACCAGAGAUUGCUAUUCACUGCACAGACCAUGAAUUACAGCAAUAACUAUGCCUUCAAUAACUCAAACGUCAACUCAAUUCCCUUUCAGAUGCGGUUCGAGGGAUGUCUUAAAGAGCCGAUCGCACAGAAGUGCCACUCGUUGUCGCAACUCAUCCACGAGUCCAUCGCCAACAAUGCGAAGGAAAUGCAAAUCAAUUACCAGUCGUUAGUGGAGGACGUCUUCGGUGUGGGCGGGCACUCCGUGUCCACCGAUUGGUCGCUUAAACUGGUGACCCGUCACUGCAUUCCUCGCGAGUUCGACGCCAUCUAUAGCUUUCUGCACCCAAACGGACCGCUGUUUCAACUGAUCCGACAGCUGAUGAACGAUCCGCUCAAUCGCUACGAGUUCCCCAAGAAGUACCUUCCGAUUCCGACCAAACUAUCGCUCGACGAAGGAGUGGUUCCGAGUCUGUACGCCAACCGAAUAUCUCACGCCUUAUCCGCAGCCAUAUCAGUGAACGCCUUCGAGUUCUUCGUCUACCACUUCGCCUACCAUAUGGUGAACACGAGUCCCACACUCCACGGCCAACACAACCCCUACUAUUGGGAUCAGUUGUCUAACGCCAACACAAACCCGUCAAACGUCGUGUACUUCGCGCUCUUAGAGUCUUAUCUCAAUUGUUUGGUUCCGUUGGCCGCCAAUCAGGACCCGUCCCCGCAGUCGCCUCACUCUCAGUCCAGUAUAUGGCAGUCGCUGUCGUCCACCACAUCGAGUCUUCUUCAUUUGGGAACCGCUGCCAACACUUCGCUCGCAUCCAAACCCAUACCUCAGACGCCGACCCAGACGUCCGCUCUGUUCAAGUCAUCGAUACUUAAUUUGAAGCCAUUGUUGAGCGGAGGACACGAACAGCACACGACUGACGGCCGACAGUCGCUGUCCGGGCGUACGGCCGAAGACUCGUUGGGCUCCGAAAUCGUCAAAUGCGAGACAUUUCUGAUGAUACUGACGGAGAUAUGGCUCAAUCACGCCAUACCGCCAGCGCUGGCCAAACGCCACAACGCCAGCCCCUCUAAGCAGCAGUGGUUUGCGCCCAACGCCGACCACAUGAGGGCCGUUAGGAUUCUCGUCAAGCAUUUGCAUUACUUCGCCAACAGUGCCAUCAAACGGACGAACGAGUCGUUGAAUUGUAUGGAUUCGCCGCUCAAUGACUUGAAGCGAUCCGUUUGGUCUCAUAAGCACUUCUAUCAGAAGAGAUUGUAUGCAUUCCUCCGGUUGUCGUUCGAGCGGUGGCCGAACGACACGUCGUUCCGGUUGCCACUGGAGACGUGGCUCAGUUACGUACAGCCCUGGCGUUACACCAGUUCCUCGCCGAACGGCGCCCGACAUUCGGACGGCGACGACAGCAACGCGAAGCAAGAGAUCACUCUGACUGACGGCCAGUGGAAGCAAUUCAUUGCAGACAAUCUGCUCUUCUAUUCGGUGAUCUUCCGGCAACUGAUCCCACGAUUCUCGCGAGUGUUGGACUUGAGUUCGUCGAAGAACGCGCUGAUGCUCUUCAGACUCACCAAAGUCUUCUCGCAGCCAAACCUCGCCCUUUGGAUCAGAGAAGCGGAGAACUCCCUGACGAGUAGCGACACCUCUGGCGCCGGUUUCCUGCAGAACAGUUGGUCGGCGACGAUGACGACGACUUCGAGGGCCAGCCUAUUGUCGCCGACACUCCGUCAGCACAACGUCGGCUCAUUGGCCAGUAAUAUGAGGCACCCGUUGAUGGAGACCGAGGCCAACACUUUUGAAUACAUACCGCUCUUCUGUCCGGCCAUCAAACCAUUGAUUUUACAGCUUUUGAACGAAAUCUCGAAAGCGUUGUUCAGUAUAUCGGAAAUGAUAGCCAAAGCGCAGGCGUCCGAAGAGAUGGCAAUAUCCGGUCUGUCGUUCCUUCAGUACGUCAUCUCAUUCUUCCAGAUCUCAGAAGACGUGACCAAAUCGGAUGAGAAUAAGAGGUUUUUAGUCGACAAAAUGAAAACCAAAAAUCAUUUGCAGAACGCGUGCACACAGUUGUCGGCGCUGUUUGAGAUGCCAGCGCACGAGUCGGACCUCAUAACCAAUCAAUCGAUGGACGGCCAGCCGGUGGGCGACAACGAGGGCACACCUAUUGUCCGGCACCGGACGCAAGCGCUGUACGAAGAGAGAGACGGAACACCAAAGUUGACGCCAUUCGGCAGAACACAGCUCCUGAACAGACAGUGUAGGCCUCACCUGAAUCUGGUUGAGGGCAACCCCGACAGACAGCCGGUGCGCAGCUAUGAGUUCUACUAUUUGGUUCAGUUCUGGCUAUUCGUAUGCGAUUGGAUUAACAACAGAUACGGGCAUAGGAUUCAGAGCCUGUAUGACAGACCGGGAUUUGUGGGCAUAUUCUUGAAGCAACUGAUCGCUGGGCCCACGGCUUACAUACGGAUUGUCAAGUCUGGCACCGCUUACAGACCGCCCGAUCGCGUGACCGAAGUGUUGGCGCCGAGAGUUAACCUGCGAUUCAUGGCUAACAAACUAUACCUCACGUAUGCACUCAUUGUGUGGACAGUCGUCUAUCUAUUAAACUAUAGUUUGCUAUCGUUCUCAUCGCUAGUGUUUGCCAUGUAUUUAACUUAUUUGGGAACCAAAACACUGUUAUAUUACUUCAGUAGUCAUUAA